Dendronephthya gigantea is the source of this 1761-nucleotide messenger RNA. RefSeq names its product collagen alpha-1(XXVII) chain-like. The record is from RefSeq and is a predicted model, not a curated record. The transcript has 5 exons. Lineage: Eukaryota; Metazoa; Cnidaria; Anthozoa; Malacalcyonacea; Nephtheidae. Gene Ontology annotation, molecular function: extracellular matrix structural constituent; oligosaccharide binding. Bases 471 to 1595 code for a protein of 374 amino acids.
UCUCUUUUAGUAAAAUGUAUGAAUAAAAUGAACAUUAUGUACAUACGAAACUCAUCAUGUCACAACUUGCCGCGUGGAAUCAAAGCAGUUCAAAGCACCUCCUCGCAUCACCCGUAUAUUUUACUGUUAAAGCGCCUGGCACAAGACUGACCCCAACGCGUUUGGCUUUUUUCUCAGAUCACAUUUUAAAGACCAAAACGGGAGUUGAAAGGCAUGGUUGGUAGCGGCGAAGUUUGGGCAGGAAAUCUGAACAUUUGUUAAGAAUAAUUCAAUACGUUAUUAAUUACGACACCGAUUAAAAUAAACACGACUCUGCAUCAAAUUUCAAAAGUGAUUUGAUUGGUUCAGGCUAAUUCAUUCCCUGUGUCAUGUUGCGAUACCCUGACGCUACUUAAAUCAGAAUAAUUUGCGUUCGCGCAUCGGACAGAAGGACUCGAAACUCUCAAAGCAGUGAGACACUCAGGCGCGAGAUGAUCACUUACAUUAUGCUAUUGCUAGUUGUCUCUCAGACACUUGCUGAAAUCAACGGAACUGAAGCACCGCCAUUAAAAGCUGAGCUUCAACAAUUAGGAGAGGACAAAUGUGACGCAUUAUUUCAAUCGUUCACGAAGUAUGGCAGUCAGUUUUGUAAUUGUAACAACGGUGAAAAUGGCAGAAACGGGCUGAAUGGAAAAGAUGGUGUAAUGGGCCCCGAGGGACCACCGGGACCUCCUGGACCUCAGGGAGAGAUGGGUUUACCAGGCAAACAAGGUCCAGCAGGUAUAGGUCCAGGCAGUACACUACGUCUUGGCGAGACAUAUGCUAUAUGUGAUAUGUAUACUGCGGGUACUAUCAGAUAUAACAGAACAUAUCGGGUCGUACAACUGUGCAAUGGGGAGCAAUGGCUGGCAGUAUCACUUGAGACGAUAGGACGAUUGAAACAUCGGCCUGGAAAAUCAUGCAGGGAUAUCUUAGAAACAGGCAACAGUCAUGGAAGUGAUUUAUACUGGAUAGAUCCUAAUGGCGGUUCACCAGAUGAUUCAUUUGAGGCAUUUUGUGACAUGGAGACGGACAAAGGUGGCUGGACACUCGUUGGCACAAAGAAAUCCUUGGGGGCGCGCCUAAUCUCCGACCGUUUCUACGAAAAAUCAGCGUCGACACUACACAGUGAUGCCCAGAGUCAUAUCCACCCAGACAUGAGCGACUGGCGUGAAGUUAUGUUCAGAUUUAGCGACGACAACAGCAUUCGGGUUAUUUACAACCGUGCAGGUGGAAGCCCUGGCCAAGGAAAGAUAAACUUUGAUAAGUUUUUGAUGGGUAAAUCGAUGGACAGUUCUGGACAACAAGUUGAUGGCUUUUACAAAUUCAGUCCGUCUGUAAAUAUGGGCAGACGAACACCUGCAGUAUUUUACUAUUCUAUUGAUAAUCUGGUCUUUCAAUCCUCGAACGGACUGUUGUCAGAAGGUUUUGGUCAGACAGACAAAUGGAUAAACAUCUGGAACAGCAAGGAUACGUCGAAUUUUUAUCUCUACGCUGACAAUAAUGAAUGUGCCGGGCAAAAAUGUAUUGCAGGGUACUGCGCCAUGAAUACACCAAUAUGGAUGAUGGUUCGCUGAGCUCGUUGUCAGCACAGACUAUAAACUUCUGAACUUUUUUCCUAAUAAUUCUUCUGAACCUAAUAAUCGACAUAGUUUUUAAUGCGUGAAAAUACAAUCAACACUCUAUAUAAUUUGCGAAAAUCUGUGUGAUUUUAAAUACAAUUGUUUGUUAUUAACGGCAUUG